Messenger RNA from Ochotona curzoniae (black-lipped pika), 2028 nucleotides. It is a transcript of the gene TRIM16, whose product is annotated as tripartite motif containing 16. Gene Ontology annotation, molecular function: protein binding; zinc ion binding. The transcript has 7 exons. Bases 1 to 1695 code for a protein of 564 amino acids. The record is from RefSeq and is a predicted model, not a curated record. NCBI's taxonomy places the organism in Eukaryota, Metazoa, Chordata, Mammalia, Lagomorpha, Ochotonidae.
AUGGCGGAGUUGGAUCUCAUGGUUCCAGGGCCCCUACCUGGGGCCGCCGCUCACCCACUGGCCCCCAUCAGUCCAGACUCUGGAUCGGCCAGCCCUGCAGAAGAGGAAGAAGAGGAGGAGGAUCCAGGGGUGCAGGCGGAGGAGCCAGGGGUGCAGGCGGAGGAGUCUGGGGUGCAGGCGGAGGAGCCAGGGGCUCCUGCUGGUGAAGAUGAGCAGGAGAUCCUGUGUGACUUCUGCUUGGGGGACCGCAGGGUGAGGGCAGUGAAGUCCUGUCUGACCUGCAUGGUGAAUUACUGCGAAGAGCACCUGCGGCCGCAUCAGGAGAACAGCCGACUGCACAGCCACCAGCUGACGGAGCCGGUCAGGGACCACCAGGACCUGCACGCCUGCCCCACCCACCGCAGUCCGCUGGUCGCCUUCUGCUGCUCCGAUGGGCAGUGCAUCUGCCAGGAGUGCUGCCAGGACCAGCACAGGGACCACAACACUGUGACCCUGGACAUAGCCCGCAGGGACAAGGAGGCUGAACUUCGCCGCACCGUGUUAGACCUGGAGCAGAAACUCAAGUUGAAUGACAACGCCAUUGCCAGGCUCCAAGCCAACCACAAAUCCGUUUUGGUAUCAGUGUCGGAGGUAAAGGUGGCGGCCGAGGAGCAGUUUGGCGAGCUCCUGGCGGCUGUGCGGAAGGCCCAGACCGACGUGAUGGUCUUCUUGGAGGAGAAGGAGCAAGCGGCUCUGAACCAAGCCAAUGGCAUUAAGACGCACCUAGAGUCCAGGAGCGUGGAGAUGGAGAAGCUCAGACAGGAGCUGGAGAGGCUGGCGACCAUUGGCAGCAACGUUCUGUUUCUGGAGGAGUACGGCAAGUUCAAGAGCUCAGAAGACAGCACCUUCCCCAGCGUUUACAUAGCACUGAAGGAUAAACUCUCGGGCAUCCGCAAGGUCCUCACCGACUCCACCGUGCACUUAAUCCAGCUGCUGGAGAACUACAAGGAGAAGCUCCAGGAGUUCGCUGCGGAAGAGGAGUACGACAUCAGAACUCAGGUGUCUGCCGUCGUUCAGCGCAAGCAUCGGGCCUCCAAACCUGAGCCCAGCACCAGGGAGCAGUUCCUCCUUUAUGCCUUGGACAUCACUUUUGACCCGGACACAGCCCACAGGUAUCUUCGGCUGCAAGACGACAACCGCAAGGUGGCCAACACAGCGCCCUGGGAGCAUCCCUACCCGGACCACCCCAGCAGGUUCCUGCACUGGCGGCAGGUGCUGUCCCAGCAGAGUAUGUACCUGCACAGGUACUAUUUCGAGGUAGAGAUUUCCGGGGCAGGCAGCUACGUGGGCCUGACGUGCAAAGGCAUCGACAGGAAAGGCGAGGAGCGUAACGGUUGCAUUUCUGGAAACAACUUCUCCUGGAGCCUCCACUGGAACGGGAAGGAGUUCACAGCCUGGCACAGUGACACCGAAACGCCCCUCAAAGCCGGCCCCUUCCGGAGGCUCGGCGUCUACGUGGACUUCCCCGGGGGGACCCUGGCCUUCUACGGCGUGGAGUCCGAUGCCAUGACUCGGAUCCACAAGUUUGAGUGCAAGUUCUCCGAGCCGGUCUACGCCGCCUUCUGGCUUUCCAAGAAAGAGAACACCAUCCGCAUUGUGGAUCUGGGAGAGGAACCAGAGAAGGCAGCCCCGGCCUCUGCGGAAGCUGCCCCUUAGAGGCCAGGAGCUGCACGCCUUUCGCUGACCACGACGGCAGGGCCAGAGACGGCAGCCUGCCUGUGCAGCUGGCCUCGGAGAGCUCCAGGCUCUCACCAUGGAAGGUUCUUGGGCUGCUCACGUUGGCGUCAGUUAUCUCUGUCUUUAGGGUCAGUCUUAGAUGCCAAGGUCUCCCCUGCCAUCUUCUGGCAAUAUGCUUCUGUCUGUUCAGGUGAACAGAAUAGUUCACUGCGAAUUUAAAGAAAAUUAAAUAGAUUGCAGAGUAAUCAAGGGGCGGGCACCGUGGCAUAGUAAGCUAAUCCUCGGACGGUGGAGCAGGCAUCUCAUGUGGCC